GGUCACUCUAGGAUUUGUUUACAUUUUCAAUCGUGUUAAUUUUUUAAUUACUUUAAUUAUGGUUUGCGCUUUGGGCAUUGAAGGCAGUGCCAAUAAAAUUGGCGUAGGCAUAAUUCGGGAUGGCGAGGUGCUGGCCAAUGUGCGCAGAACCUAUAUAACCCCGCCAGGAGAAGGUUUCCUGCCCAAGGAGACGGCCAAGCAUCACCGGGAAGCCAUCCUGGGCCUGGUGAAGGCCAGCUUGAAGGAGGCGCAGCUGGAACCCAAGGAUCUGGAUGUCAUUUGCUACACAAAGGGACCCGGAAUGGCUCCUCCCCUGCUCGUUGGAGCCAUUGUUGCGCGCACGUUGUCCCUUCUGUGGGAAAUUCCCCUGCUGGGCGUGAAUCACUGCAUCGGGCACAUCGAAAUGGGUCGCCUCAUCACCGGUGCCCAGAAUCCCAUUGUUCUCUAUGUCAGCGGCGGCAAUACCCAGGUGAUUGCCUACUCCAAUCAGCGAUAUCGCAUCUUUGGCGAAACCAUAGACAUUGCCGUGGGCAAUUGUCUGGAUCGAUUUGCCCGCAUCAUCAAGCUGUCCAACGAUCCCAGUCCGGGCUACAACAUAGAGCAGCUGGCGAAGCAGAGCAAUCGUUAUAUCAAACUGCCCUAUGUGGUCAAGGGCAUGGACGUGAGCUUCUCGGGCAUUUUGUCCUACAUCGAGGAUCUGGCCGAGCCGGGCAAAAGGCAGAAUAAGCGAAAGAAGCCGCAGGAAGCGGAGAUUAUCGACUAUAGCCAAGCGGAUCUGUGCUACUCGCUGCAGGAGACCAUCUUCGCCAUGCUGGUGGAGAUCACAGAGCGCGCCAUGGCCCACUGUGGCUCCAAUGAGGUCCUCAUAGUUGGCGGCGUGGGCUGUAAUGAGCGGCUCCAGGAGAUGAUGGGUAUUAUGUGCGAGGAGCGUGGCGGCAAACUCUUUGCCAUCGAUGAACGUUACUGUAUUGAUAAUGGUCUAAUGAUUGCCCACGCCGGGGCAGAGAUGUUCCGCUCUGGCAGCAGAAUGCCCCUGGAGGAGGCCUUUGUGACGCAGCGUUUCCGCACGGACGAAGUGCUGGUCAGCUGGCGGGAGGACUAAUUACAAAAGAACUAAUCAGUGUGCUUCGUUUGUUUAUUAAAUAACUAAUUUCCAUAA
Molecule: messenger RNA, 1159 nt
Organism: Drosophila takahashii
Lineage: Eukaryota; Metazoa; Arthropoda; Insecta; Diptera; Drosophilidae
Gene: Tcs3
Product: Probable tRNA N6-adenosine threonylcarbamoyltransferase Tcs3
Biological process (GO): tRNA threonylcarbamoyladenosine modification
Cellular component (GO): EKC/KEOPS complex; cytoplasm
Source: RefSeq, a predicted model, not a curated record